Molecule: messenger RNA, 943 nt
Organism: Mus caroli (Ryukyu mouse)
Lineage: Eukaryota; Metazoa; Chordata; Mammalia; Rodentia; Muridae
Product: olfactory receptor 8K5-like
Biological process (GO): G protein-coupled receptor signaling pathway
Cellular component (GO): membrane
Molecular function (GO): G protein-coupled receptor activity; olfactory receptor activity
Source: RefSeq, a predicted model, not a curated record
AAUGGGGCAACAGAAUACAACAUCACUGCCUGGGUUCAUCUUGAUGGGAAUCACACAGCGCACUGAGCUUCAGCUUCCUUUGUUUGGGGCCUUCUUCAUCAUCUAUGCAGUCACAGUCGUGGGUAACCUGGGCAUGAUCAUUUUGACUAAGCUGGACUCUCACCUAGAAACCCCUAUGUACUUUUUCAUCAGACAUCUGGCUUUUAUUGAUCUUGGAAAUUCCACUGUCAUCUGUCCCAAGAUGCUGGUGGAUUUUGUUAUGAAUGACAAAACCAUUUCUUUCUGUGAAUGUGCCACCCAGUUGUCUUUCUUCCUUAUGUUUAUUAUCACUGAAUUUUUUAUCUUGUCUGCAAUGGCCUAUGACCGCUAUGUGGCCAUCUGCAACCCUCUGCUCUACAGUGUGAUCAUGUCUCAGAGACUUUGCCAUGUGCUUGUGGGCAUCCCAUACCUCUACAGUACCUUCCAGGCUUUGCUGGUCACCAGUAGGAUUUUCACAUCAACUUUCUGUGGCUCUAACAUCAUCAGUCAUUUCUACUGUGAUGGUAUUUUCUUGUUACCUAUGUUGUGUUCAAAUGCUGAAGAAAUACAAUUGGUGAUCAUAUCAUUUUCAGCAUUGAAUUUGAUCUCUUCUUUUCUGGUAGUCCUCGGAUCAUAUGUUCUGAUUCUGAUAGCCAUAUGCCGAAUGCAUUCUGCAGAAGGCAGGAGAAAAGCUUUCUCUACAUGUGGCUCUCAUUUGACAGUGGUUGUGGUUUUCUAUGGUACUCUAUUUUUUAUGUAUUUGCAACCUAAAUCUACUGACUCCUUAGAGAAUGAUAAAAUAGCCUCUGUGUUUUAUACUUUAGUGAUUCCCAUGCUUAACCCCUUGAUAUACAGUUUAAGGAACAAAGAGGUUAAAAAUGCCUUCUACAGGGUAUUAAAGGGUCAAUUUAAAAUUAAUACUUAA